UUCUUCUUCUCUAAAGAUUUCACUUUUCUUAAUCAAAUCACUCUCUCGUCGAAAUCGAAAAACCCUCUCCGUCGUCUCUGUGAUUCCGUCUCCGAUCUCCGAUCAAUGGACUACGAUUACCGCAAAACCUCAUCCUACGGCGCGCAGAUCCCGCCCUACCGCCCCGCCUCGUCAUCACAGCCGAUGUACGGACCGCCGCAGCCGUCGUCGUCGUUGUACCCCAGGGUCGGUCAACAACACGGUCAAGCGCCGGUUCCUACACCGUCUCACGGCGGCGGAGGUCACCGUCCCGUCCCUCAUCACCAGACCGCAACCACCUCAGCUCCUCCUUCUUCGGGGUUGGGCAUUCGAGUUAUGAUAAAGCCAGAGUAUCGGAUCACUCCUCCGCCUCAGUUGUCGACACAAGUCGGAGACAUACCCCGAAGCAAUUUCCAAUUUGACUUUGAUUUCGAGAGGAAAGUUUUGGCUGAAGCGCAGAAGGAAACCCCGAAUUGGGGCAAGCUGGGGUUGGAAAACCUUCCACCACCUAAGGCUGUGGAGCCGCCGUCUUCUGCUUCCUCGUCCUCGGGUUCUAUUGGUAACCCCCUCGUGAGGAAGUAUGUCGCUUCAGGGCGCAGCCAAGAAGUAGUACCUCGUGCAGUUGCAACUUAUGGUGACAAUCCUGAAAAGGUUCGGGAAUUUGUCCAUGGGUUCAACGCUUUACAUGAGAUGGGGUUUCCUUCAGACAGUGUUGCCGAUGCCCUUCUCAUGUAUGAUAAUGACAAGGAGAAAGCACUUGCCUAUCUAAUCAACAGUUCGUCAUGAGGUGUUGUCAUACAGAAUUUCUGUUCUGUUUUAGUUGUGUUAUUCUUGUUUUACUCUGAUUGUAAAGAAUUGCUCUUGGGCUUCACAUAUGAUAGUCGCCAUAGUUCUGUCUUAAUUCUAGGUUUGCCAUGUUGUAGUAUACAAUCCUGUGAUGUAUAUUCUGAGUUAAAUAUCGACAAUUGGAUGGUGCUACAACUAUACCAGUUAAAAUGAUAAUUCUUAUGUUUCAGAUAAACAUAACAAUGUUUUAAUGUACAAGCUCUAGAUCUGUGCGCUUGUUUA
This is a messenger RNA of Rosa rugosa (rugosa rose), 1086 nucleotides long. RefSeq lists its product as uncharacterized. Gene Ontology annotation, cellular component: ESCRT I complex. The record is from RefSeq and is a predicted model, not a curated record. Bases 106 to 804 code for a protein of 232 amino acids. Lineage: Eukaryota; Viridiplantae; Streptophyta; Magnoliopsida; Rosales; Rosaceae. Gene Ontology annotation, biological process: ubiquitin-dependent protein catabolic process via the multivesicular body sorting pathway. The transcript has 5 exons. Gene Ontology annotation, molecular function: ubiquitin binding.